GCAAAUAGAAAGGUCCGAACGUUCCCCAUAGACACGAAGGUCAAGUGGAAGGAUCACCAGAAUCCUGGAAGGAGUGGACCGGGGUCGCGGAAGCUGGGUAGUCGAUGGCAAGGGCCGUUUGUCGUCACCGACCGCCGGUGCUAGAGGGAGUUUUUCUCUUGCGUUCCGGUCUUCCUGUCUACGAUAACGAUAUAGUCCACCAGGCUCCUUUAGCACUUCACCUAUGGUCUUUGGCUGUGUCCUACUUUGGCGAAUCACGUUGUAUCUUCUGUUUCAUCAUUAUGGAACUGGUGAUGAUAUUUUCCAUGAUGCGAUUGUGCAACGUUUUUUCCAAAGUUCUACUGGCUCUGGAUUUGCGAAGGAAGAAGAAAAACACAGCGGGUGGAAUACAUCCAAGUUCACAGGAUUUGCUGGUGUCUGAAAAUUCAUUCACUGGUGUCCCAAUACGUGUACUUAUCUGGUUGUCCAUCCCCAAACAGGGGAAAUCGAGAGGCCGAGGUCGGGUUCGAACCCCGGACCUUCCAGUCAAUAAAUUCGUGCUCUAUCCACUUGAACCAUCUCGCCCCUACCGACUUUUUGGUUUGCCGGUCAAUUUUGAACGAUUAAUCUGCGAAUCUGUGUUUCCCGUGUCACAGUUACUGUUUCAACCCGUUUUCAAUCCUGGCAUUCGCGGCUCAGUCAACGUCGAUCGUAUGGAAUGUCAUCUGCGUGUGGACUAUGAUAACUUGCUUUCAAGAUCAGCUGUUUAUUUCCUCGUGUCUUUGUGCACUCGGUUGCUACCUACGACUCUAUCCGGGCUAUUUGCUCCUUCCCAUUUUGGCUGUCGCGUACGUGUACCGUUGACCUUGCCUCCCUUCGCCAAGGGCUUACUCAGGCCUGUCGGGAUCCGGCAACGAGUUCUGCGGACCAUCUCCUGCCUGGUUGGUUUCGUUGGCACUUUCGGUGGUCUCAUAUGGGGCAGUUACGUGCUCGAAGGCCAUGACUGGAGUUUCAUGAACUCUAUCUACUUGCAUCAGUUGCGUUUUGUCGACUGCACCCCACAACUGGGCAUCUACUGGUACCUGUUUGUUGAAAUGUUCGAACAUUUCUACGAACUAUUCAUCUGGGUGUUCCAACUCCUGUUGGCCUCGCUUGUUGUCGCAAUGCUGAUGCGGUUCUACGAAGAGCCGGUUUUCCUCUGCUACAGCAUCCUGCUCAUCACAAACGUUCUUCAACCUUACCACUCGAUUGGUGAGUUCGGCUACCUGAUCGCGUUGUUACCUGUAUGGGGAUUCUUGCAAACACAAUGUCGCCUCUACCUACCAACCACGUGUGUUCUCCUAGCCAGUCUGGUGCUGACCCCUCUGUUCCAUUACAUGUGGCUUCAACCGGGGACGGCCAACGCGAAUUUCUACUUUGCCGCCUGUAUGGUCUAUGCCGUCGGACAACUUGACUGUCAAAGUCGCCCGUUGUCCCUACCCCCCGAAUGCGCCCCAUCCCCGAGGACAGUUGCACGUUCCCAUUGUGUCCGACCUUCGUCCGAUCGCUUUCGUCCACAACCCCCAAUCGAUGAGGUCGAUCAAGGCACUGCUACGAACCGAUCAACAUCCGAACUACCAAGACGUCGGUCCUAUCCCAUAUCUCAUCCACCAUGUGAAGUACCAUUUUGUGCGAGCUGUCGUCAACAGGAUGAAGAAAUGCUCGCCGCGUCGGAGGAGAAAUCCCCAUCGCCUACAGGUGUACCGCCGCUGGAGGACGAGGAUGCGUCCAGGUCAUGGAUCUUUAAACAACUUCCCGGCCCCUGGUGGUGGUGUGAAGAUUGCCAGGCGUCUGUGAGCUCUCCACAAAUCACCAUACCUCAUCUAUUUGCUGUUUUGCGGCAGUGGACACCGUACGCGCAGCUGCAGCUGAUCACUGUGGUCGAAGAGAUAUUUCGCCGCGGUGCUCAUGUGGACGACCGGGAUGGCCUAACAGACAUGACAUUGCUUCAUUUCGCAGCCAAGUCAGGGGCGGUUGGCGACGAGGAGUCUGCGUGUCGUAUUGCCGAAUUUCUAUUGAAUGGUGGCGCCAAUCUGGAGGCCCGCUGUCGGUGGACAGACAUGACUCCACUUCACUAUGCAGCCUACUUCGACUGCCCCAUGUUGGUCGAACUGUUCAUUCAACGUGGUGCCCAGUUGGAAGCCAGAUCGUCAUUGGCCGACGACGCGACCCCGCUCCAUUUGUGUGCUAUUCAACUGUCGCUCGGAGCCGCGCGCGUUCUACUUCAUGCCUCGGUACAAUCCCUUGCCCAAUCGGGUGUUAGGUACGCUGGGAAGGAUGCCUUAGACGCGCUUGGACGAACGCCUUACGCAUCUCGUCAUUUCGAAUGUCGCAAACCUUCUAAUCUCCCGUCUUUUUUCACGUUCAUUUUUUCCCUGGAAUGCCCAGAUUGUCUACCCCCGGUGACGCAACUCGCUGAACCCCUUUGCUCGUUACGGGAUCGCCUGGCAGAGUUACUCGGCUCACCAACAAAGGAUCGGCCUGCGGGAUUUCCGAUUGGGAACCAUGCCGACUUUCUGUCUGACGGCAGAAGCAUGCCAGUUGAGAAUGGGACUGAUGUUUCCACAAAGCCUCCAUAUCAACCCGUUGCUACAGCACCGUCGACGGAAAACGCGGCUUCCUCCAGGCAGCCGACGCCACAACCCGACGGACUCAGCUGGUUGGUGGCUGAGAGUGGUUACUUGUCUCCUCGUAAUCGACGUUCUACUGCAUCGAACCCCGAUUCGAUAUCGCCACCGUCAACACGACCUGCAACCGCACCAGCUUCCCGCCAACCUGCUGUGAUCAAUCACCCUCUACCUGCGACAUCCUCCGUCUCUGCGAAAGUUACCUUACAGGCUCUUGGUCUCUCAUUGGAUGAUCGUGUGUGCAUCGGCCCGGGCAGCUCGGCCAGCUUAAACGGCUCCGUAGACCGUGUGAGUGUGAAUGGUCGAAUCGGUCGACUACGCUACUGCGGGCCCGUGGGUUUCGCCUCAGGUGUAUGGGUCGGUGUUGAACUUGACCAGCCUCUUGGUCGAAACAAUGGGACCGUAUCUGGCGUUCAGUACUUCAGCUGCGCACCCAACUACGGCAUUUUCGCGCCCAUUGGCCGUGUUUACAAGGCAGUGAGUGAUGGCGGCGCGACACAAAAGUGGCGACCCAUUCAGGGCAAGUUACCAUCCUCUGCCAAAAGCCCAUCAACCCGGUCUUCCACACAGAAACAACAGGUUGGGGCAACCAGCGACGAAGAUGCAGCAAGCAGCACCGACACCAGUGGAGGCGAAGGGAAACAUCGUCGACUACCCGUUUCUCGUUCUAGCUAUUCGCUUUCAGGCUCGAUCGAUCAGGAGUCCUCUAAAAUCAACCCACCUGUCAACCAGCCAAUCGAUGUGUCUCAUGUUACUGCCAAAGUGGAUACGGGUCUUCGCAUUCAAUCAUCAACAGAUGGGUCAGGUACCCAACAGUUUCAACUCGGUGAUCGCGUCUUGGUGGCUGGUCAACGUCGCGGUGUGAUCCGGUAUAUUGGAUCCACCGAGUUCGCUCCGGGCACUUGGUACGGAAUAGAACUGGAUCAACCUUUGGGGAAAAAUAAUGGUUCGGUGGCCGGCGUCCGCUACUUUCAGUGCCCAGUUGGACAUGGUAUCUUCGCCUCGGCGAAUCGUAUCCAGCGUUUGCCUAAUCGGCCUAGCACACCACAAAUCAGCAAACCAAUUCCAUUCAAACCCAACACCUCCAUGUCCGGGUCGUGGUAUGGCGAUCCAGUUACUACACCUAACGCUUUCUUUCUUUCUAUCUUUCCAGGUCUUCGCAUUCAAUCAUCAACAGAUGGGUCAGGUACCCAACAGUUUCAACUCGGUGAUCGCGUCUUGGUGGCUGGUCAACGUCGCGGUGUGAUCCGGUAUAUUGGAUCCACCGAGUUCGCUCCGGGCACUUGGUACGGAAUAGAACUGGAUCAACCUUUGGGGAAAAAUAAUGGUUCGGUGGCCGGCGUCCGCUACUUUCAGUGCCCAGUUGGACAUGGUAUCUUCGCCUCGGCGAAUCGUAUCCAGCGUUUGCCUAAUCGGCCUAGCACACCACAAAUAAAUCAACCAAUUCCAUUCAAACCCAACACCUCCAUGUCCGGGUCGUGCAAACCAAUUCCAUUCAAACCCAACACCUCCAUGUCCGGGUCGUGGUAUGGCGAUCCAGUUGGGUCCGAUAGGAUACGAACCCGUACAUCCUGGUCCACUACCACUUCGCCCAUGAUUGGCCGAGCAGUUGUGGGGCGUCCCAGUCUGCCCGCGGAGUUGGUGAAUGCCCUAGCCGCGGCAGGUGCGAAGCAGGCGAUGGCCGGAAAAGACGAACCCGCGUUUUACAUCACCGAAGGAAUGCAGGUGUUGUGCAGCGGUGAGAUGGGUAUUGUGCGUUAUAUUGGCCCGAUCACUUUCGCUGACGGAAUAUGGCUCGGUAUAGAGCUGCGAAAGCCACGUGGACGGCAUGAUGGAUCGGUGGCGGGCAAACGAUACUUUAACUGUCGUCCGGGACACGGCCUCCUCGUGCGACCGUCUCGCGUGUUCUGUCGCGGUAUCAACGCCGUCAAUUUGCUCCCGCCUGCAUUGGCUGCCAUCGAGCGCGAGUUGGCAGAGAAGCGCCAGGCCAACUCAUCCAGAGCCUCGCAGUCAGGUAGCACGGACGCGGGAUCUCGGUCCUCCUCUUCGACGGUACCCAACGGCGAACCGAAUUCUCCUUCAUCCUAGUCAACCUUUCAUUGUUCUCUCCGCAAUUCCUCCUGUCGCUUGCCAGUUUUUUCUUCCGUUCUCUGUGGUUGCUUCGAGUAUCUCCAUUGCCCAGUUUCGACUCUCAAUGCAUUUUCGUGAUCACCAAAGUGGCCAAUCCACUACUCUCAUUACGAUAGGCUAGUUUCCUCAAUCGUGCAAUGAUAAUCUGCCAUCUGUGUGCUUCAUUUUUCAUCUGCCCAUCG
Messenger RNA from Opisthorchis viverrini, 4957 nucleotides. RefSeq lists its product as hypothetical. The record is from RefSeq and is a predicted model, not a curated record. NCBI's taxonomy places the organism in Eukaryota, Metazoa, Platyhelminthes, Trematoda, Opisthorchiida, Opisthorchiidae. Gene Ontology annotation, molecular function: protein binding. The coding region runs from base 105 to 4733 and encodes 1542 amino acids. The transcript has 22 exons.